AGGAAAGCCCAUAAUAUAUUGGGCCGGAGAUCCAUAGAUACAUAUAUAAGUGCGGUAGAAGGUGAAGGAAGUGGUGUGUGUGUCUGUUGGUAUUCAGAAACGAUGAAGGGAGAAGGAGAAGCAGCAUGCUCUGAAAGAGAAAGGAACUUUAACUUAAUGGCCAAAACUGAACUCUGCCGGAGAUUCAAAAAAGGCGCCUGCGCUCAUGGCUCCAAAUGCAACUACGCCCACUCCACCGCCGAGCUCCGGCGUCAACCCAAAUUCUGCAGAUUAUUCCUUCAAAACAAACACUGUCCCUACGGACGCACUUGCCGCUACAUCCAUUCCACUUCCGCCACUCCUUUUCCAGAAUUAGAGAAAUUUGAUCGGCACUCUUGUGCAGAAUACCAGAGAAUGAAAACUUAUGUGGCUGCUCCAAGUGAUGGCUACCCUUCUGCAGAACACAGGAUAAUGCAAACUUCUGCUGCUGCUGCUGCAAAUGUUUCAACUAGCUCUUCGCAAAAGAAUGAAGCAAUACCAUCAUAUGCUGUGAAGCGCAGAUUCAAGGAUAACGAGUUACAGAAGAUCAGUCGCAUCUAUGCGGAUUGGAUAUGAGAUGCGCCCUGUUCAACAAACUAGCUGAACUAGUGGAUAACAACACUAAAAACUAAAAACUAAAAACAGCUUUUUUUUAUAGAAGGGUAAAAAUUCAAGAAUCAAGAGUUUUGCUUCACUACCAGUUUGACCGGGUUUGUUUUGAGGAAUAUGGUUCCGUUUUACUUUCAGUAUUUCAUGCAGACAUUAGAAAGAUAUACAUAGAUCUCUUUGUACAUUCAUGGCAAUGGCCCUCUGUUAUACCCCUUUACGAUUACAAAAAAACUUCAAAGAAAUUAAAAUCAUAACCAGUUCA
This is a messenger RNA of Cajanus cajan (pigeon pea), 889 nucleotides long. RefSeq lists its product as uncharacterized. Gene Ontology annotation, molecular function: mRNA binding; metal ion binding. NCBI's taxonomy places the organism in Eukaryota, Viridiplantae, Streptophyta, Magnoliopsida, Fabales, Fabaceae. The record is from RefSeq and is a predicted model, not a curated record.